This is a messenger RNA of Metarhizium robertsii ARSEF 23, 381 nucleotides long. RefSeq names its product Glycoside hydrolase, family 47. The transcript has a single exon. Lineage: Eukaryota; Fungi; Ascomycota; Sordariomycetes; Hypocreales; Clavicipitaceae. The coding region runs from base 1 to 381 and encodes 126 amino acids. The record is from RefSeq and is a predicted model, not a curated record.
AUGGACGCAGCCGAGCGCCACAGAGCAGCGGAUCAAGGACCAGAAGGCAGAGAACUGCAGGGCGAGCAAAAGAGGCCAGCAGUGAGAGGCGGAAUGGCUCCGAUUAUCGAACAAGGCACGGCUGCGGGUAUCCCCUCGCGCGCGUGUCAAGAAUUCGAUGCGCCCACGAUGAGCUCCGCGAAUGCUGCCAACGGUGGAAUGCUCCCCGUGGCAGGGGACGGCUCUACGUACGUGGAACCAAACCUGCUCGGUUACUUUGACCCUGGGUUUGAUGCGUACGUAGGGUACGACGGCGCGGACAGCUACAACGAGGCGGGCGUCCUGGCGGGAGGACAGUUGUUUUCCGACCAGUUGGAAGACUUGGGGUUUGGGGUGGGAUAA